Molecule: messenger RNA, 1115 nt
Organism: Seriola dumerili (greater amberjack)
Lineage: Eukaryota; Metazoa; Chordata; Actinopteri; Carangiformes; Carangidae
Gene: inha
Product: inhibin alpha subunit
Exons: 2
Coding region: 66-1115 (349 amino acids)
Biological process (GO): SMAD protein signal transduction
Cellular component (GO): extracellular region
Molecular function (GO): growth factor activity; cytokine activity
Source: RefSeq, a predicted model, not a curated record
CAGUAAAAAGUCAGACUUCCUCUCUGGACUUUUUUGUUGUCGAGUGGUUGUCUUACACUGCAGUCAUGGUGUCCUGUGCUCUUCUCAUUCUGGGUCCUCUGUGGAUCCACAGUCUGCUUCAAGCCUGCAGAGGAGAGGAGCUGUCUGGGGAGGCAGUGUUGUCGUGGUUCAGAGAGCGGGUCCUGGGGGGCCUCGGGCUGGAAGAGCCACCUGCGGCCACAGUGCAGGGUCCUGAUGUGGAUAUGGCACAACCAGAAGCACGGCACAUGCAUCGUAGGGCCCCCAGGACUAGCAGGACAACAUGGGUCAACCAUCAAACCCGUCUAAACCAGGAAAUGUCUCAAAUGAUUAUCUUUCCCAGUUCUGACUCAUCUUGUGCCGAAUCUGACUCAGCUCCUGGAGAAACCCCCGAAAGCCACUUCACAUAUUACUUCCAGCCGUCCAUGAACCACCAGGAGACCGUGGUCACAUCUGCUCACCUCUGGUUCUAUGCAGGUGAAGAAGCCACAGCAAACAGUUCCGCCGAGCUGUUCAUUCUCACUUCAGCACAGCAGCUUCUUCAGGCAGCAGAGACUCCAUCAAAGAUGAGCUCAGACGGAUGGACCACCUUCCACUUGGAUCAGAGCCAGCUGGUCUCUGUGGCUGAAGGCCCUUUUCUACUCCAGGUCCGCUGUCCGACCUGUCAGUGCCACGCCAAUGAACCAGACAAGAUGCCUUUUCUUCACCUCCACGCUCAGCCUCGUGGUCCAGUCCGUUCACCCCGUCACGCACCAGUAACCAUCCCCUGGUCUCCCUCUGCUAUUGACCUGCUACAGCGGACCUCUCAGGAGAGACCAGAGCACAGUGACUGCCACCGAGAAGCGAUCGAAAUCAGCUUCGAGGAGCUGGGCUGGGACAACUGGAUUGUCCAUCCGAGAGUGCUGACCUUCUACUACUGCCAUGGGAACUGCUCGGCCGGGGAUCGAACCACCACGAUGCUGGGGAUCACUCAGUGCUGCGCUCCAGUCCCAGGGACCAUGAAGUCCCUGAGGAUCACCACGACAUCUGAUGGUGGAUACUCGUUCAAAUAUGAGACCUUGCCCAACAUCAUACCUGAAGAAUGUGCUUGUAUCUGA